CAAUUCUUUAAAGCAGUGGAACUGCAGUUUUCAAGGAAUGGAUUUUUGAAAAUACUUUUGUAGAUAAAAAUAAGGGAUAAAAUCAUCCCUUUGCUUCUAAAGGGCUCAAGUUGUUUACAAGCCUGUAUAUAAACUGAGGAAAACUCAGAUUUCUUUGUAUACUAAACACCUUUGAAAAUCUGACUUCUUAGAACUUCAUUCACUUUUGAAAAUGGGACAUAGGCUCUGUAAACGUUAUGGCAUUUCUGAAAAUAUUACCUUAUGCUUCCUGUCAAUGUUUAUCAUGUUGAGCCAAACUGCAGAGACUGCUGACAGUGGUUGCUCUAUUUGGAGAACGUGUACUUUGGCAAGCACAGAUUUUCUUUUAGAAAAGUGCAAAAUUUGGAAUGGUAUUUUUAGAAGAGCUAUGAAGGGAAUCCCAUUAAGCUUCCAAACCCAUUGGAUAAGUACCUUAAAACCGGCAGGACUGAAGAACAAAAUGUGUCUUUUAGGUCUUAGAGUUAUUUAGUAGUAGAAAUCAAUCAUGACUCGAUGAGAAAAAAAAUAACACAGCCAUACCAUUUUAUGUGUAAUAUACAGCCCAUUUUCUCAAGGAGUCUGUAAAAACUAAGCCAGUAUCCUGGAACUGAUCUCACAAAAGCAGGACAUGCUGCCUACUUUUUUUCUGUGCUGUAUUGUUUGCACUGGAGUACAAGGAGCCGCCUUGUUGGACACUGCCCUAUACAUAUUUGCUUGAGUGACCACUGUUACAUUCCAGUAAAUGAAAGGUAACCUGAUCCUACAUGAAAGAAAAGUAAAUUAGUGCCCUUUUUACUGCAGGAUUUCAGCAUACAUAGAGGGUCUGCUCAGAGAGUAUCUGCCACCUACAAACUCCUACCUUUCUUGUCUUGCAGUAACCUGGUUUAAUUCCUAUAGGUUUAUGAAACUAUUGCAGUGGGCAAAAUGAUUGCCCUGCAGUCAGUCGGGAAACCUGGUGGAGCACAGCAGGUGCUGCAGCACCGACCUGAUCCAGACCCUGCUGAAAUCGGGGAGGAGGGCUCCUGCUGUCAUUUAGCUUUCUUGAGUGAGGCCCUCCUCAGGAAGCAGUAGCCAACACCAGAUGAAUCCAAAAUCAGCAUAAACAACUGAGCAAGGACCUGUGCAGACCUGGUGAAUACAACAGGACCCUUUUGACUUUUUAUCCAUAGAAACAUGAAGAUGUUAUUUUUCCUAUGUCUUUUAAUUGUCUGGAUUCAUUCCAACAGUUAUUGUUAUGAGCCUAAUCACCAAGGUGUAAGAAACCAAAAUCAAAGAGGCCAAGAAAACCGAAAUAAGCCACAGCUCAUUGUAGGGAACAGUGUUUGUCAGUUUGCAUGUUGUUUCUACAAAGAGAUUUCUUCUCGACAAAACAGUGGAAAUGUUUUCUUCUCUCCUUUGAGCAUCUCUACUGCCUUUGCAAUGCUGACUCUGGGUGCCAGAUCAGACACACUGUCACAGAUUCUUAGGGUCCUUAGCUUUAACCCACGUGAGAUUUCUGAAAAUGAAAUACAUGAAGGUUAUCGCCAACUCAUGAACAUGGUAAACAGAAAGAAUGAGGGGUUACAGCUGAAUAUGGGAAAUGUCCUGUUUGUACUUGACAGACUGAAGCCACAAGAUAAAUUUUUAAGUAACCUCAGAAACUUCUAUGAAGGAGAAGCUUAUCCUAUGAACUUCAAGAGGGCUGAUCAAGCCCAGGUAAAGAUCAAUGAAUACGUAGCAGCAAGAACCAAUGGGAAAAUCAAGGACCUUAUAAAUAACCUCGAUCCACUUACUGAAAUUCUCCUUAUUAGCUAUAUUUAUUUUAACGCUCAAUGGGAAAAGCCUUUCGAUACAAAAUACACUAAGAAGAACAAAUUCUAUGUGGAUGGGAACAAGGCUGUUGAAGUCCCAAUGAUGUUUGGAAUGGGCCAGUUCAAGCAUGGCUAUGAUGAACAGCUGUCUUCCACUGUGGUGCAAAUGGAUUACAAAGGUGGUGCUUCAGCAUUUUUUGUUCUGCCUGAUCAGGGAAAAAUGAAGAAGCUGGAGAAACGAUUGUCUUGUGAACGUAUGUCAAGGUGGAGGACAUUAGUCUCAAAAAGCUCAGCAAAUGUGUAUCUUCCAAAAUUCACUCUUUAUGGGACAUAUAACCUGAAAGAUAUCUUAUAUAAAAUGGGUAUCAUGGAUGUAUUCACUGAUAAGGCUGACCUGUCUGGGAUCACUGGGCAGCCCCAGCACAGAAUUUCCCAGGCUAUUCAUAAGGCUGUGGUAAAGGUGGAUGAGACUGGCACUGAAGCGGCAGCAGCCACAGGCAUGGAAAUAGUGCCUAUGUCUGUUCCGGCUACCAUUAUGUUCAACAGGCCCUUCCUAAUGGUCAUAACUUUGGAAAGCAAUAUACUAUUCAUGGGAAAAAUUGUGAACCCUCUGAAAAAAGAUUAAGUUUAUGUACAUAUUAAGUAUGCAGUGAUCACCACUGUUAAAUCAAGUGUUUGACCUGAUGAGUAUGGCAUGGCUACCGAGGGCUCUCCAUCUCUUAACUGAUGUUAUUCACUGUUUUUUUGUAGAUGAGACUCUUCAUCAGUUUAAGUUGUCAUAGUUGCAUAUUUGUUUGGGCCUUGUUUUUUUUUUAAUUCUUUUUUUUUUUUUAAGAAGGUUACAUUCAGGCAGAACUGUCAUUAGAUCUGGGACAAAAUAGGCCUGUGUGAUACUGACAGCACAUAUACAUCUUCUAGCAGGGAAGAUGAGGAGCAUGUGGGUGGAGAGGGCUGUGUAAGCCUGCUUCUUCCCUCAUGGCUGCCUUCUCACCUUUUUUUUUUUGAGUUGACUGACAAAUGAGUACAAGUUACGGCACUCUACUACUUGUACCCAUUUUCCUACCAACAUGAAGUUUAUAUCUGUCAUAGAUCUUAACAUGCAUUAUGCUUACUACCUUGCAUAGUACCAUAGUUGUCCAGUGAGUCUAUAACAUACUUGCCUUUCAGCUGUCGUCCAGUUAGGCUGCUGCAAAGGGGUCACAAAGAAGGUGUGUUUUUCCCCUGCAGAUGUAUACUGGCCUGCCCACUGUUUCUGUCGGGGUUUAUAGGCCAGACUCAUUUCAGGGCAAAUGUUCCAUGUCAAAAAAUUGGGUCUAAGAAGUUAAGAGGUAGAUGAUAUCUCUGCAGUUCAGUGAAGUGCCCUGGCGCCAACCUUUGUGAAUCACACAGACAGCACAGAGCAGCCAGAAGACUACUUCUAGCCUAUGCCUGCACCUAAACCAGCUCCUAGAAGUCCCUGAGCAGCAAGAAACAUAAACCAUUUCCCCCCCUGGUGCCAGUGCCUGUACCAUCAUCAUCUGGCCCUGGGAGAUUACCCAUGGUAGUAAGCAUCAUUCCAGUAUUGACUGUAGGAUCAAGCACCCUACCAGUAACACCUAUACUGCAUCAGUGACACCUGUGUCUCUUGAUGUAACCCCUUCUGUUCCCAGACUGUCCAGUAAUACAGCAUUGGUACUCUUGUUUCUCAACCGCUUCAUGGUUAGUAUAGCCACAAUAUUAUAAAGAUCUGUUUUUACUAUUAAGGUACAAAAUACUAAGUCACAUCCAUAAUGCACAUGCUUAUUUAUUUUUUUCUUGUUUACUUUCCUUUUUUUUUCUUCUGUUUUCACAACUUCUAUCAUUAUUUUAUUUCUUUGCUCGUGUUCAUGGUAUAUAUCUGAUCUCUGGUUGCAGGAGGGGUAAAUUAUUGACUAAAGUGGGUUAGUCUGUUCAUACGUAUUAAAAAUUAACACCAGUCUUUGUAUAGCCUCGAAACAUGCAGACAAAUGCACUAUGGUAGAAGAACUACAAUGAAUAAACAUGACAUUAAAAAGUU
Messenger RNA from Pezoporus occidentalis (night parrot), 3843 nucleotides. RefSeq names its product alpha-1-antitrypsin-like. The transcript has 7 exons. Gene Ontology annotation, molecular function: serine-type endopeptidase inhibitor activity. Lineage: Eukaryota; Metazoa; Chordata; Aves; Psittaciformes; Psittacidae. Gene Ontology annotation, biological process: negative regulation of endopeptidase activity. Bases 1192 to 2433 code for a protein of 413 amino acids. The record is from RefSeq and is a predicted model, not a curated record.